AUGAUUUCCAACAGGCAGACGAUGGGUACGCUGCUACUCCUGGUAGCAAAUAUCUUGAUCCCACUAGGCAUGCUCAUAUUCAUGGCUGGUCUCUUCCGCAGUCGACCUCUGCUAGAAGUCGCGGAUUUUCCCAGCCCGUCAACAGAAAUCACAGUUCAUAAGGCGCCUUUCGACAAGGUGAUCUUCAUGAUGGUCGAUGCAUUGAGGACCGAUUUUGUUUUCGCUAAGGACGGUGGAUUCCCCUUUACGCAAAGCCUCAUUCGCUCAGGCGCCGCUGUACCUAUAACAGCCCUUUCGGCCAUGCCAACCUUGACCCUAUCUCGUAUCAAGGCCCUGACUCAAGGGUCGAGUCAGUCGUUUCUAGAUGCCUGGCUAAAUGUGGUUAACUGGCCUGAGGACUCGCGCCUGGACAGCGGAGACACCUGGCUUACACGUCUCAAGGCAUCCAGGACUGACCAAAAGAAACUCGUCUUUUACGGCAUAGAGGAGUGGGUGGACUUGUAUUCGGACGUCUUUGAUCGCCAGGAGUACUUCUCUUCUUUCCACCUCCCAAGGCUCGUUGAUAUCGACCGAAAUGUCACCAGAAACCUGUCUAAGGAGCUGGAGCGUGAUGACUGGAGCGCUCUUAUUCUGCAUUACUUGGGGCUCGAUUGUAUCGCUCACAUGGGAGGGCCAAGAUCUGCUCAUAUGCGGCCCAAGCAGCUCGAGAUGGAUGAUGUUGUCAGAGACAUCUACACGGCCUUGACCCGCGAGCCUCACAUGCAGGAUACUCUUCUAGUUCUCCUUGGUGACCACGGAAUGACAUCUCAGGGAAACCACGGCGGGCGCCUACCCGAGGAGCUCGCCGCCGCCACCGUCUUCAUAUCCCCUAAGUUAGAAGACAUGGCGCAACCACGGCGCAGCUCCCCCCUAGAAGCUGCCGAGGACUACCUGUACUACUCCGCUGUGAAGCAAGUCGACAUAGUCCCCACGCUUUCAGGAUUGCUGGGCUUUCCAAUUCCGUCAAGAAAUUCAGGUAUCUUCAUACCCGACAUGCUUCCAGCUUUUGGCGACGACAUGAAAGCUGUGGAGUUUCUGGCUGAGAACGCAAAACAGAUACACAGGGCUCUUGAACUAUCGAGGAAAUGCCCAAGCACAGCUAAGGUCUUAGAUGAUUAUAAGAAUUCUACGAGAUGUCACGAUGGCUUGGAUCGCACUGAUGAUCUGUGGGAAGCCAUGCUGUUGGCCGAGAAGGCUUGGGUCAACUCGCCCAAUGACGAAGCCAGAGAGCAUCUGGAAUUCGCCGCGGUUACCCAGGGCCUUUUGCUCAAAUCCGUGGAUAACAUCAGCGUCAGCCGGCUGCAUAUUGGAGUCGAUUGCCUUGCGGCCGCGGCAGUGCUAACAUACGCAUCACUUCGAUCGUUGAACUUUGGCAGCUACUCGCUAAUUAUCGCCACGGCAGUUCAUUCCGCAACCAUGUUCGUCCCGGGCCUCGUGAAAGAGGAACACCAUUAUUGGUACUGGGCUUCACUUCUGUGGCUGGUAUUCCUCUCUGUUUCUAGGACUCGUCGAUCCGGCUUUGUUUUGGCAUACUUGGGUCUAAUUGCCCUCCACUUCAUGGGCCAGUGUGUCAAUAAGCAGGGCACCAAGUAUUCCAUCGCCGAGCAUAUUGACGAUAUCAUUUUCGCGCAUCCGGUCAUCCUUUGGAUCCCUGCCCUUCUGUCUCAUGUCUCGGCUUUCGUGCUGAUUGCUAAGAAUCUGCGGACCGCCCUAGGUCGAUGCGUUGCCGUCGUGGUGUCCCUCGCCCUUUGCGCGGCUGCAUUCGGUUUUAAACUGUCGUCGACAUACACCUCCAAUCCCGAAUCGUUGAGUUUUGUAUCUCAAUAUGUGAAAAAGCUGAUGGCUACUGUGCCGCAGGAUCGCCUACUACAAGCCUUCUGGACUGAGCUUCUUGCAUGCCUUCUUUUCUUCAUAUGGCAGCACCGAAGUCUAUAUAGUCCCACGAGAAAUUCUGUUGCUAUGACCAGAGUUAUCGAAUUGGUCAAUGUAUACUUGAUAUCGCAGUCUCGGCCGAAGAAUCUAUCCCUCUUUUUGAUAUUUGAAUAUCAGCUUCAAGUUCUGUUAAUGAUGGGGUUAUCUCCCGCGGAAACGGCAACUACUGUGGUCUUGCUUGGCCAGAGCGCCUUUUACAGUAUGGGGAGAGAUAACACAAUCGCCUCGCUCGACUUGCUGAAUGGAUUCAACGGCCUCGGCGAGUCUAGUAUCGUUGGCGUUGUGAUCCAGUCGUUUCUUAGCAAUUGGAUCGGCCCCGUGUGGUGGUCCUUUGCCGGUCUUCGGCUAUUGACUUCGUGGGCUGAGGGAGGACAUAGUAGUCCUGCUAUUCCGACGUUACAGAAUGUACAUGACAACAGUGGUCAUAGAACACAUGAUCAGAACAACAGCAAUAAUCCUAAAGCCGCCAAGUCACCGGCAGAGAGUGCGGCCAAACAUAAGGCUGCGAACAUCGCGGUGGGAACUAAUGCCCAUUACAUUGAGUACUUGACUAUGCAGACUCUUUUCUCGGCCCUGAGCUCACUGGCACUUGAUCUGGCCUGUAUUUACAUAUGGGGCCACGAAGACCUGUGGAAUAUCUACGCUCCCAAGUUCAUCAAUGCGUUUAUAUGGGUAUUCUUCCACCAGUUAAUGGUCAAUAGUAUAGGCUGUUCAAUCAUCUGGUUCCUUGUUGGGAACUGA
This is a messenger RNA of Daldinia decipiens, 2712 nucleotides long. RefSeq names its product alkaline-phosphatase-like protein. The transcript is spliced from 5 exons. The record is from RefSeq and is a predicted model, not a curated record. Gene Ontology annotation, biological process: GPI anchor biosynthetic process. Lineage: Eukaryota; Fungi; Ascomycota; Sordariomycetes; Xylariales; Hypoxylaceae. Gene Ontology annotation, cellular component: endoplasmic reticulum membrane. The coding region runs from base 1 to 2712 and encodes 903 amino acids.